AUGACGCACUCGACUGCAAAGGCUAUUGCUUUUGCUUCCACAAAGGACUGGAAUAUUGGAGGAAAAUUCACUGCUAAGGCUACGGAUUCCACCACGAUGGAAAUUUCAGGCGGAUACUCUUCCUCCUCCAGUGAAACGAUCACCAGGACGGAUUCCUUUGAGGACAGCGUUACCUGCCCAGCUUUUACAGAGUACCGCUUUGAAACAAGAUCCUUCUUGGUUGAGAUAACUGGCAUCUGUCGCAAUCUGCCUGUUGUUGACUGCUCUUAUGGUAAUACCGUGAUGUGCGAUGAUCGAAGCAGAUGGGCGAACUCUUGUGAUCUAUACAAAAAGCACUCGGACAAGUGUGACACUGAGCCAGAUUCUGAUUGCACGGUUUCGUUCCCAGUUCUUGAAUCCGACGGGCAGUUAAUGAAACAGAUUGCUUUGGUGACCAGCAACCUGAAAAAAACCAUGAAACAGCGAAUUUGGGGGAUCACAUAG
Messenger RNA from Ophidiomyces ophidiicola, 483 nucleotides. RefSeq lists its product as uncharacterized. The transcript has a single exon. Bases 1 to 483 code for a protein of 160 amino acids. Lineage: Eukaryota; Fungi; Ascomycota; Eurotiomycetes; Onygenales; Onygenaceae. The record is from RefSeq and is a predicted model, not a curated record.